AUGCGAGCCUCGGCCAUGCUUCGCCGGCAAAGCCGAGACCUCAAGCGACAGUUCCUGACAGACCAACUGCAACAGGCCGAGUCUGCAGCCUGCAAAGGCAACCAUAGAGACCUCUUCCUGAUCGCCAGACGGCUUGGGCCUAAACCUGCACAGGGUGUCUCUAGAUUACAGGGCCCUGAUGGCCAGGUGCUGGACAGCAGAGCCGAAAUGGCUGCCAUCAUCAAGCACAGCUCAGAAGCUUUUGCAUCCACCCCAGACACCACUCGUCUGCUGCCCUUAGAGGGGAACUUCACCUUCGCAGCAUCUGAAUUGCAGGCUGCGCUGGCCACCCUCAACAUCCGGAAGGCUGUGCCUAGGCACAUAGCCCCAAAUGCAGUGUGGAAGCUCUGUGCCACCUCAAUAAGUGAUCGACUAGGCCCCUGCUUCGAGCGCCAUUUCCGACCGGAGUCGACUGAUGUGCUGGAGGGAGACAUGAAGGACUGGAAAGCAGUGGUAUCCGACCUGACUCUCUUAAUGGAGACGCUUGCCACCUACAAUCUUAAGGUGAACUUGCAGAAAACAGCCUUGCUCAUCAACUUGAAAGGUCGGUCUGCCAAGAGGGUGCUGAGACAGCACACCAGGCACAAGGCCGGGGACACUUUUCUAGUCUUGGUUGUUCAUGGUAAAGCGUGCAUCCCACCAAGCCUCACCUACUCUCUGGAGGCCACAGGUUGCACCAGCAAGGGUCUGCAGCGUAUCAAAAUAGUAGCCACCAGGCACCUGCGAGCGAUUUUGCGAGAGCCUGCCCAUCUACACCACGUUAAGACCUCAGACAUCUGGGAGCGUGCCAAGCUGCUCACACCGGAGCAAUCCAUCCUUGCCAGGAUGACCAAAUUUCGGGCCAACCGGAACCCGGCACAUUCUCCCCAUGGUCCUGACCUCAUCAUGAAUGCUCAAGUUGAGGAGCAAAUUUCCAGUCUGAUUGCGGGAAUGCAGGAAGCCAUGCAGCCGCUGGAACACCAAGACCUCACUCCGCCGGAGGAGGCCCAACCCACCCCCAACACCGGCUUCGCGUGUGCACACUGUGAUCUUGUGCUACCGACGGCACACGCCAGGACACCUCCGAUGGGAGACCUCGAGACGGAGAUCUUCGAACAUUGCAUGCCCUCUGGGGCAGCGGAGGACUCCCAGAUGCGCCUCCUCAGCAAGAUUGUCCUGAAGCACGAGGAGCAGUUGGCAGCACUACGGAAGGACACCCAGUUUGUCCUCUUCUUCCGGCAGGACGACAAGUCGAUCCUGCCCUCCCUCAUGAAUGUCUCUCGCGAGUGGAAAGCCAAGCAGGCAGCGGGAGAUCAAUCCAUUCAAUCCUCCCAGCGAACAGUCUUGAUCAGCUGCCUGCUGCGCGAACUUCUGGCCAGGGUUCAACGAGUGGUG
Molecule: messenger RNA, 1413 nt
Organism: Symbiodinium necroappetens
Lineage: Eukaryota; Dinophyceae; Suessiales; Symbiodiniaceae
Source: the annotation of a GenBank genome assembly